AUGGCGAUUCGCCGGCAGCGCCGCUCCUUCCCGCUCGUCCCCUUCCUCGUCUCCCUCCUCGCCGUCGCCGCCUAUGGCCGCCUCAUCUCCGACGGCAUGCCGGCCACCCCGUCCUCCUCCGUCCUCGCGUCUCCGCUGUCCUCGGCCGCCAUCCGCCUCAACUCCUCCUCGCCGGCCACCGCCGCGGCCGAGGAGUGCGAGCAGACGUACGGCUUCCUCCCGUGCACCACCACCGUGUUCGGGAACAUGUUCCUGGUGCUCACCUACGGGUUCCUCAUGUUCAAGGCGGCCACGUUCCUGUCGGCCGGCAGUGAGCUGCUGCUGGAGAUCAUGGGCCCUGGCCUCGUCGGCGGCCUCCUCCUCCCCAUCCUCGGCGCCCUCCCCGACGCGCUCCUCGUGCUCGUAUCUGGUCUCUCUGGGACUAAAGAGACCGCACAAAGUCAGGUCCUCAUUGGGAUGGGGCUGCUUGCUGGUUCGACCGUCUUUCUUCUCACCCUGCUUUGGGGAACUUGUGUUGUUGUUGGCAAGUGUGAUGUUGGGGAAGACGGUGUUGCUAUUGAUUCAACUGACACUAAGGGCUUCAGCUUGAGUGGCUCUGGCAUUACAACUGAUGUGCAGACCAGCUAUGCAGCACGAAUCAUGGCCAUUUCUGUUAUUCCCUUUGUCAUUGCUCAGUUCCCGAAAAUGUUGUAUACUCACCAUGGGGAGCGCCUGGCCAUCUUGCUGGCCCUAAUUGCAUCGUUCUCACUUGUACUCGCCUACUGCCUGUAUCAGGUUUUCCAGCCUUGGGUUCAGAAGAGGAAGCUCGCAUACGCAAAGCACAAGCAUGUGAUCUCUGGGAUCCUACAGCAUGCCCAAAAGCAAGCACUGGGCCGGAUGCUUAACGAUGACGGCUCACCUAAUGAAAACGUCAUAAGAAAGCUGUUCCACAAGAUUGACAAUGAUGACAGCCGUAACCUGUCACGAGCAGAGCUACAUGCGCUUAUUAUCGGGAUCAACUUUGAUGAGAUUGACUUUGACAAGAAUGAUGCAGUCGAUAAGAUCAUGGACGACUUUGAUACUUCAGGCAAUGACACUGUGGAGGAGGAUGAGUUUGUCGCGGGAAUGAAAACAUGGCUUAAUGAGGCGAAGCAAAAAGUGGCGGCUAGUGGUGCCUACUCUAAUAAGUUUGUCAACGACUACCACGCUAGAACCAGGGAGGAGCAUGACCAGUUGGUCGACAGAUCUGACGAGGCAGUGGAGAGCGUCGAGAACCCUGGCUGGUGCAUUGCCAAAGCCGUGGGGUACCUGAUUCUCGGUGCUACCAUUUGUGCCGCAUUUGCAGACCCGCUCGUUGAUGCUGUCCACAACUUCUCUAACGCCACACACAUCCCGUCCUUCUUUGUCUCGUUCAUCGGCCUCCCGCUGGCAACCAAUUCCAGCGAGGCUGUCUCGGCCAUCAUCUUCGCCAGCAGGAAGAAGCAGAGGACUUGCUCCCUUACUUUCUCGGAGGUGUACGGCGGUGUGACCAUGAACAACACACUGUGCCUGGGCGUGUUCUUAGCGCUCAUCUACUUCAGGGAGCUGACGUGGGACUUCUCCUCGGAGGUGCUCGUCAUCCUGCUCGUCUGUGUCAUCAUGGGCCUCUUCACAAGCUUCCGGACCAGCUUCCCGCUCUGGACCUGCCUGGUGGCGUACCUGCUGUACCCUCUGACACUCGCCGUCGUCUACGUCCUUGACUUCGUCUUCGGCUGGUCAUAG
This is a messenger RNA of Triticum turgidum subsp. durum (durum wheat), 1740 nucleotides long. The record is from the annotation of a GenBank genome assembly. NCBI's taxonomy places the organism in Eukaryota, Viridiplantae, Streptophyta, Magnoliopsida, Poales, Poaceae.